UCUGAGGUUUAACUUGAAGACCACGUCACUGGCAGGCUGGGGUCACUUGCUGCUUGUGCCUGCCCAGCCACUGAGAUGAUCCUGACACUGCUGCUCAGCCUUGGGGGGCCCCUGGGCUGGGGGCUGCUGGGGGUUGGGGCCCAGGAUCCUGGCAGCAGCUUCUCUGAUCCCUACAGACCCAGACCCCUGGGGUCUCCAGGAACUGAGGCUGAGGAUGGCACCAGGGGACCCAGUGGAAGUAACUGGUGCCUUUACCAGAUGUCCAGGGUGGUCACCUUCGUAGCUGCCUGCAAAACAGAAAGGUUCCUCGUCCACUCACAGCAGCCAUGUCCACAGAGAGCUCCGGACUGCCCAAAAGACAGAGUCAUGUACCGCAUGGCUCACAAACCAGUGUACCGGAUCCAGCAGAAGGUGCUGACAGCCCCGGCCUGGAGGUGCUGCCCGGGCUUCCAGGGCCCCAACUGCAAGCUCCAUGACCCCACAGUGACCGUGUCCCCUGCAGAGAUAGGUGACAGCCAACUGGAGGAUUGGGACAGGCCAGCUGACUUUGAACUUGCUCACCCUGCUGCAGAGCUCAGGGAGGCUGAGGAGAGCCUGACACAAGACCUCCAGAAUGACAUCCACCAGGAUGCUGAUGGCCUUCCGGGACCCUGGGCCACCUCAGCCACUGGGGACCUCACAGGGGGGGGCAUGGAGGAGACAGAGAUGGAGCCAGAUACCCCAGACAGAACCCUGGAAGGGAUACCAGCGCUGCAUGCAGAUGCCUUCCUGCAAGAGCACAUCAUGCCCAUCUGGAGGAUCUUCAACGAGAGUCUGCGCAGCCUCUCCCAGGCCGUGUGGAACCUGUCCCUUGACCUGGAAGCCAAUCGGCAGGCUCUCCAGCAUGUCCAGGACAGCUCUGUGGCCAGCCCUGACUUCCAGGAGCUGGGUGCCAAGUUUGAGGCCAAGUUUCAGGAGCACAGCAGGCACGUCGAUCAGCUGCAACAGGACCUGGAGGGCCGCCUGGAGGCCCAGCACCGGUCCCUGCACCGGGCCCUCGCUGAGGUCCAGGCAGAGAUGAACGCCAAGGUCAAGAGGCUGCUCAAGGCUCAGGAACCCCUGGGGACCAACGGUAGCCAGGUCGGGGUAGCUGCGAGACCAGAGCCAGAGAGCCUGCAGGCCAGGCUGGGCCAGCUGCAGAGAAACCUCUCAGAGCUGCACACAGCCUGCAGCUACAAGGAGGAGGAGCUGCAGGGGGCCUUUAGCGACGUGAGGGCCACCCUGGUACAGCACACACAUGAAAUCAAGGAGCUGUAUUCAGAGUCUGAUGAGACUUUUGACCAAAUUAGCAAUGUGGAGCGAUUGGUAGGGGAGCUGCAGGUGAACCACACCGGGCUGCGUGAGCUGCGCGUGGACCUCAUGGAGAAGUCUUUGAUUAUGGAGGAGAACAAGGAAGAGCUGGAGCGGAGGCUGCAGGAGCUCAACGUCACCCUGCAGCAGCUGCAGAGCAGCCACACGAGGUACCUCAGCAACUGCGGCUGCCCAAAGCUCUCCACGGACCCGGAGGUCAUGCACACCUCGGUGGACAAGCCCGAAUCGCUGGAGGCACAGGAUGCCUCCUCCUUGUGGGCUCUGCGCGCCACCAUGGAGGCCGCAUUGAGCACCAUGGAGGAGCUCAGGGCUGAGGACGAGCACGCGCGGGCGGAGAGGGCACGGCUACGGGGCCGCGUUCAGGUGCUGGACGGCGACGCACACACGCUGCGGAUGGCCGUGGAGGAUGUACAGCGAGACGCGCGCCAGCUGCACAGCUCUUUCGCUGCGCUGCUGCAGGACGGGCUGCGCCACGAGGCCGCGCUGGCUGCGCUUUUUGGCGAGGAGGAGCUGGAGGAGCUGUCAGAGGGCGCACCCGGCCCGCUGCCCCUGCGCUAUGGGCAGGUCCUCGAGGCGCUGCGGGACGCGGCCCGCGGGCUGCAGGAGCAGGCGCUCGGCUGGCACGCGUUGGACGCACGCGUGGCAGCUCUGGAGCACGCGCCGGGGUCUGAGGAGGCCGGGCUGGGUUGUGAGGCUCCCUGCGCUGCCAAAUUCAACCGGUCCCUGCAGGAUCUCCAGGGCAUGCUCACCGCCGCCCAGCAGGACCUGGAGCAGCAGCGGAGGCUCUUCCAUGCCCUCUUUGGCAACUUCCGAGGGCUCCUGGCCUCCAACGUCAGCCUGGACCUGGGCAAGUUGCAGGCCAUGCUUGACAGGAAAGGAAAGAAGCAGCAGAAGGAGCCGGCGGCCCACAGGAGGGACAAGGCACAGGAGCUGGAGCAAGGGGCCCCGGGCGCGGGAUCCUGGGGGCCAGGCUCCCCUGUGGCCUUCUAUGCCAGCUUCUCCGAUGGGACAACGACAACUGCCCCGCAGACAGUGAAGUUCAGUGACACAACUGUCAACGCCGGCAGCAGCUACUUCCCCGAACAUGGCUACUUCCGGGCCCCUGCGCGGGGUGUCUACCUGUUUGCAGUGAGCGUGGAAUUUGGACCUGGCCCUGGCACAGGACAGCUGGUGAUUGGGGGUCACCAUCAGACCCCGGUGCACACCACGGAGCAGAGGGCCGGGGGCACGGCCACCACCUUUGCCCUGGCUGAGCUGCAACAGGGGGAGAGAGUGUGGUUUGAGCUGACACAGGGCACGGUAGCCAAAAGGAGCCCCACAGGCACUGUGUUCGGGGGCUUCCUGAUGUUCACCACCUGAGCCCACUUGGCGGUCCUCUGACAUCGAGGACUUUCAAAGCCAGCAUGGACUACACAGUGAGGCCAAGAUUGGCUUUGAACUUGAUACCCAGGUCCAGAGCCCCUGGCUCCUGCCCAGGAACCUUUGCAGAGAUGUGUGGUGUUCAAUGUGUGCCCCUGCAUAGGCUGCAGUUGGGUUCUGAGGGGACCAGACCAGCACGCUGCUCUCUGGUUCACCCAGUCCCUGCCAGUGUGGCUCGACCCACAUCUGCCACUCCCUGCGUCCUGUCACUUCAGGGUUUUGCUCUCCUCCUGUGGUUGGAAACUCAUGUACAACAUGGCAAACCUUCCUUCUUCAUCUUCUCCCCAAGUGGCUGCUAGAAGGAAAAGUUUCAAGUGGAGCCCAUGGGCUGGGUGUAGCAUGUGCAGGGCCCUGGGUGCGAUCGCCAUGAUGCAAGAGAAAUGAAGGUGACAUCUGAGCUCAAAUGCCAGAGCAGUGGCCAGUGACUAGAGCAGCAGGCUAAAACCCACCCUGUGGUCUCCUAGAAAUGGAGCAAAGGAAAAUAAAAAGAGUAUCUUUGCUUUAGUCUCAGCCA
Octodon degus (degu) is the source of this 3283-nucleotide messenger RNA. It is a transcript of the gene Mmrn2, whose product is annotated as multimerin 2. Gene Ontology annotation, biological process: negative regulation of vascular endothelial growth factor receptor signaling pathway; negative regulation of cell migration involved in sprouting angiogenesis. The record is from RefSeq and is a predicted model, not a curated record. Lineage: Eukaryota; Metazoa; Chordata; Mammalia; Rodentia; Octodontidae. The transcript is spliced from 7 exons. Gene Ontology annotation, molecular function: protein binding. The coding region runs from base 76 to 2709 and encodes 877 amino acids.